Monomorium pharaonis (pharaoh ant) is the source of this 3257-nucleotide messenger RNA. It is a transcript of the gene Spt3, whose product is annotated as transcription initiation protein SPT3 homolog. Gene Ontology annotation, molecular function: transcription coactivator activity; protein heterodimerization activity. Gene Ontology annotation, biological process: transcription by RNA polymerase II. Bases 142 to 1068 code for a protein of 308 amino acids. The record is from RefSeq and is a predicted model, not a curated record. Lineage: Eukaryota; Metazoa; Arthropoda; Insecta; Hymenoptera; Formicidae. The transcript is spliced from 6 exons.
CGUCGCACGUCGCACAUGCGCAAAACAGCGUAGCCCCAAAUUAGAUUGUGCGUUCAUAAGUGUUGUCUGUUUAUUCUUGUUUGUUCAAGCAUUUUACAUAUCCAUUGUCAUUUGAUAAAGUAAUGACAUAAACAAGUAAAAAUGGCAGAAGCGUCAUUUUUUAAACCGCCGGAUACCGAAUCACUGAAUUACACUCAGGAAAUUCGACAGAUGAUGCAUGGGUUUGGUGACAGCAGUGAACCAUUGUUUGAAUCAGCAAAGAUCAUAGAAGAUGUUGUGCUGCAACAAAUGAAAACAAUUGUUAGAAAAGCUUGUGAAAUUGCAGAGAGACGAUCUGGUUCAAAGAAGAACAAUACUAUCAAUGGAGAGGACCUUCUCUUUUUAUUACGUAAAGACAAAGUUAAGCUUCAACGCCUUGUGAAAUAUCUUGGAAUCAAAGAAUUAGGAUGCUCGGUUCAGAAACUUAUGGCGAAUGAUACGCCGCAAAAUAUUAUAGAUUCUGAACAAGUGGAUAAUACUACAAAAAAAGUGCCGUUUCAAAGUUUUUUGGAACAGAUUGACAAUACGGGUGAACUUCUAGAAAAUUCAGCCUCCAUGGAUGACGUUAAACGGCGCAGAUGCAUUCGCGCAGAUAUUGCAUCAAAAUCCAUGGAUGAAACGCAUUACAUGAAAUUCAGCAAGGCGCGUCGUGUAUCUUUUGCAAACAAAAAUCGCCACAAAUUCAGCGAUUGGAUUUGCUCAGAUGGCGAUGUUACUAUGUCGAAGCAAGCAUACACAAUCUUAUCUUACCUUGCAUACGAAACGGUUGCUCAAAUUGUUGAUCUCGCCUUCUUAGUCCGACAAGAUCAGGGUAAAAUGCACGGCGAUGCCAUAGAUCGGCAACGACUCAAUUAUGUCAAUCCAUUCACAUUCAAACGUUAUCAUAACAAGAAUUUCGUAAUGAAAGCUUUGACUCCUUCAGAAAUAACUGAAGCCCUUAGGAGGUAUUGGUCUCCACAGCUAGACAUGACAGGUCCAUUUAAUAGAUGGUCUAUGAGAAGACCACAUUUGAAACUCCUUUCAUGUUAAAUGCAAAAGUCUAAAGAGCCGGUCACAACAUUACCGCGUAAUAUAAAAACACAGAGGAUCUUGUUAAUAUUUGACGCUUGAAACGACCGUUCGAAAUGAGUCGUAAUCGCCAUUGAGCUUGCUGCUAUGAUUUAUAUUCACGGAAACAGUCACCGGAAGACGUAAGCAAACGCUUGCCAGCGAGAUACCUGCGUGGACGUGUUCCCCAGAGAAUCGAGACGAAAAUCGGACCAGAGAAAAUGACUCAUCGCGAUUUACGACGAUCGAUGUCAUUUUGCGAAGGGGAGGAAAUGAUGAAGAUUUAUUCUUAGAAAUAAAUGACUCACUCAACUCAAAGCAACAUAUACUUUAAUAUCCUCUCGACUGUAAAUGACGUUAAUUGAAGUUUUUUUAAUGGAAGAACAAUGUCGAGAUAAUGUAGGCAAUUUGUUCGCCACGGCUAUCGUACACCUACCAUAGAACGGUAGAAGUAAAACAUCAGAAAUGAUUGAUAUGAAUCUCUUCAUUAAAACGCGAUCUCAAAAAAAUUAUUGCAUUAAACAGAUGCAGUGAACAGAUGCAGCCGAUUGAAAGAAAGAAUACUGGAUUCAGCGAAUACUAGAUUCAUGCAUUUCGCAUUGGACUUUGCGUAUACCUCGGUGCACAUUUCUAUUAAAAUUCUCGGUAGCUCCACAUAAAGGCGGAUGUUCGCCAAAUACCCUGCUUUAAUCUCUGAUCGAAGACUGGAGUAAAUUUUUCACAGUACACCGUGAUUAUCUUUAGAGAAAUUCUAAUUUAAAAAAAAAAGGUGUUAAUUUUUUAUCUGUUUCUUCAUAUGUACAUUUCAAAGUUAAUAUGAAUUAAAAUCUGCAUAUAUUCUCAAGCUUUACGCGAUGGAAAUACAUUUUUCAUUAUAUUAUAUAUUUUUUAUCCUUUUUAUUUACUUUACUUAUCCAUUUUGUAUUCCACUUUUCUUUUUAAUUUUAUUUUUUGUUUUAUAAGUAUUUAGUGCUUUCUAAUAAGUCACCACAGAAAUGCGAGUACAUUUUUUAUCGGUUUAUAAAAUCCUCUUAAACACACAUUAGGUUUCUCUCCACUAGCCCUUCCAGCUUUUAUUUCCGACACCUGCGAGAGAAAAUAAAUCACGAGAAAGAAAAUUUCGUUCUACUGGAAAAAUCGUUCGAACGUAACGGGGCUUCAAAUUUACGGAAUAUUGCUCGACGAGUAAACGUUGACUUUACCAUUGCAUUCGCGCAAAUGUACAGAACGCUCUAAAAACGCAUGUACACUUUAAAUGUAAACGUCAUCGACUCCGUUACGUAGUGUUUAUAUACGUCCUUAUAGAAUUUACUUAGCUACGCGUGAUGACCUUGCUAACUUAUCUAAAUUAUUAUAAAUUAUUAUAUUACUUAUGUAUACUUUGUUAGCUUAUCUAAAUUAAGCGAUACUCACUUCAGAUAUGCUCCUUCUCAUGGAAUAUAUUUACACUAUAUGAAACGUCCCAUAAAACUUCAAAUACCACUUUAAAAAUGCAAUAAAAUACCCUACGAAAUUUCUAGUAGUAGAGAUAGAUAUUUAUAGUCAGUACUGUUAUAUGGACGACAUACUACAAAAUUAUUUUAUUUUGUUGCAAAAGAUGAAACGUGAUUAUAAUAUAUAAGACUGAAUAAGAAUGAGUAACAAAUGAAUAAAUAAAAAUAGAAUCUUUUUCUCUCUGUAUGUCGUUUGAAAAAUAUUGUGGGAACUUUUUGUUUGAUACAUGUUUCUGUGUACUCAUAUUUGACAUCGAAGAUUUGAACGAGACACGAGAAUGAACGCACAUAAAAGAAUAUUCAGAACACACAUAAAGGUCCCAUACACGAUUAUACUGGCAGCAAACAUGAAAAAUAUCGGGAUGUGUGCAUAUCUUUGCUUUAUUGGCAGUAGAAAUGCGAAAUUACAGUCGGACAGUUACAAACAUGCGCUUUUAUUUUUAAAAAAGGAACAAAAUCCCAUCGUUUUUAUUUUAUUGUUUCUCCUUAUUAUCAUUUUGUACUAAGUUUUAACGCACGUUUAUGAUAAUAAUAUUAUUAUUAAUAAUCAUAUGUUACAUGUGUGUGUGUGUGUGUGUGUGUGUAAUCUAGAACUUUUAUAUAGAAGAUAAGAAGAAUCUUAAUAUCAAAUUUCUUCGUGAGUUUAUUAAUCCCCACUCCUUCAAAUUACAAAAAAAA